Naumovozyma dairenensis CBS 421 is the source of this 759-nucleotide messenger RNA. It is a transcript of the gene PRE6, whose product is annotated as proteasome core particle subunit alpha 4. Gene Ontology annotation, biological process: ubiquitin-dependent protein catabolic process. The record is from RefSeq and is a predicted model, not a curated record. The transcript has a single exon. NCBI's taxonomy places the organism in Eukaryota, Fungi, Ascomycota, Saccharomycetes, Saccharomycetales, Saccharomycetaceae. Bases 1 to 759 code for a protein of 252 amino acids. Gene Ontology annotation, cellular component: proteasome core complex; proteasome core complex, alpha-subunit complex; nucleus.
AUGAGUGGUUACGAUAGAGCUUUAUCAAUCUUCUCUCCUGAUGGUCAUAUCUUUCAAGUAGAGUAUGCAUUGGAAGCCGUCAAGAGAGGUACUUGUGCCGUCGGUAUCAAGGGGAAGAACUGUGUCGUACUAGGCUGUGAAAGAAGAUCCACUUUGAAAUUACAAGAUCCAAGAAUCACCCCUUCUAAAAUAUCUAAAAUAGACUCUCAUUUAGUACUGUCAUUCUCAGGUUUAAAUGCUGAUUCAAGAAUCUUAAUUGAAAAGGCAAGAAUUGAAGCUCAAAGUCAUAGGUUGACUUUGGAAGACCCGGUCACAGUCGAAUAUUUGACACGUUAUAUCGCUGGUGUGCAACAAAGAUAUACACAAUCAGGUGGGGUUAGACCAUUCGGUGUUUCAACUUUAAUUGCAGGAUUCGAUCCAAGAGAUGAUAAACCAAAACUAUAUCAGACGGAGCCAAGUGGGAUUUACUCUUCUUGGACUGCGCAAACCAUUGGUAGAAAUUCUAAAACAGUUCGUGAAUUUUUAGAAAAAAAUUACAAUCGUGAAGAACCUCCAGAAAAUGUGGAUGAAUGUGUUAGACUAACGGUAAGAUCCUUAUUAGAGGUAGUACAAACAGGUGCCAAAAAUAUAGAAAUAACUGUCGUUAAACCAGAUUCUGAAAUUAUUAGUCUAACUAAUGAAGAAAUUGCCAAACACGUUGAAGAAAUUGAACAAGAAAAGCAACAAGAGAAAGAAAAGGAACAAGCAAAGAAGAAAUAA